AUGGGGACCAGGGUCGCUGACCAAGAGGGGCCUGGACACCCCCUGCCCCGCCCCCGGGGGCUGCUGCCCGGAAGGAGUCCCCGUAAUGGGCCCUGGCUGUGCAGGAGAGCCAGCGCGUCCCCAGGCAGGGUGGGGGUGGGCCAGGGCCCCCCGGGCACUGUGUGGGCCCAGACCCCAGAUAACAAGGGGACCGCACAGAUGGCAGCAGAGAUGGUGGCCGCUGGAGUCCUCCGAGCAGCUGGGUCUGACAUGCUGAGCCUGCUGGUGUUGGCACUGCCCGUCCUGGGGAGCCUGGUCCACGCUGACUUUGUCCCUUCCCCAGCCCCAGGCCGGGCCCUGGAGCGAGCAGGGAUCGUGGGGGGCUAUGAGGCACAUCGGAGGAGCUGGCUCUGGCAGGUGAGCCUGAGAUCCCCCGGCCAGUACUGGCAGCACUUCUGCGGGGGCUCCCUCAUCCACCCCCAGUGGGUGCUGACGGCGGCGCACUGCGUGGGACCAAAAUUCCGGAACCUGGCAGACAUCAGGGUGCAGCUGCACGAGCAGCACCUCUAUUACCGCGACAGACUGCUGCCCGUCAGCAGGAUCAUCCCCCACCCCAACUACUACACCUACCUGGACGGGGCGGACAUCGCCCUGCUGGAGCUGGAGGUCCCCGUGAACAUGUCCCACCAGGUCCACACGAUCACCCUGCCCCAGGCCUCGGAGACCUUCCCCCCGGGGUCGCGGUGCUGGGUGACAGGCUGGGGUGCCGUGGCAUAUGGUGUGCGGCUGCCGCCGCCGUUCCCUCUGAGGCAGGUGAGGGUCCCCAUAGUGGAAAACCACAUUUGUGACGCCCAGUACCACACUGGCCUCUCCACGGGGGACAACGUCCACAUUGUCCAGGAUGACAUGAUUUGUGCUGGGAAUAGCCGCAAGGACGCCUGCCAGGGCGACUCCGGAGGGCCCCUGGCCUGCUGGGUGAACGGCACCUGGGUGCAGGCGGGCGUGGUCAGCUGGGGCGAUGGCUGCGCUCAGCCCAACCGGCCCGGCAUUUACACCCGCGUCACCUACUACUUGGACUGGAUCCACCGCUACAUCCCCAAGGAGCCCUGAGCCAGGUCCCCAGGGCUGCCAGCCAGGUCACUGGAAAAGCCAGCACCCUCCUGUCCCCAACAUUGCUGCUUCCUACCCAGGUGGG
Lemur catta (Ring-tailed lemur) is the source of this 1174-nucleotide messenger RNA. RefSeq names its product tryptase beta-2-like. Gene Ontology annotation, biological process: proteolysis. NCBI's taxonomy places the organism in Eukaryota, Metazoa, Chordata, Mammalia, Primates, Lemuridae. The transcript has 7 exons. Gene Ontology annotation, molecular function: serine-type endopeptidase activity. The record is from RefSeq and is a predicted model, not a curated record. The coding region runs from base 1 to 1089 and encodes 362 amino acids.